This is a messenger RNA of Symbiodinium sp. CCMP2592, 1620 nucleotides long. Lineage: Eukaryota; Dinophyceae; Suessiales; Symbiodiniaceae. The record is from the annotation of a GenBank genome assembly.
AUGGCCUUCCUCGAGCUACUCGGCCGCCUUCGGCAGACAGCGAGGGAGGAGCUCACCUUCAUGAUGGUCUUCUUCUGCGCAAGCCUCAUCGGUGUUUUCGCCAUCUUGAUCUACAUCGUCUCGCAGGUUUUCGGCAUAGCGGCAGGUGCAGGAAUCAUGGGAGCAACCGCUGCUCUGGCAGUCCUCAACGUCGAAGCAGAAGAAGAAGCAGAUGAUGCCAUUGAAGCCAAAUCGCAGGAGAUUCUGGCGAGCUUCUCCGACCGCUCGCGAAAGAGGCGCGAGUGGUUGUUGCGGCGAAGAGCUCGAAGGGAAGGCCGUGAGGAAGACGAGGAUUCAGGAACGGGCUCCGAGCCUGCUUCUCCGAGCUCGCCCACUAUGCUGCCAGAGGGCUCAGAGCCCUUCUUCGAUGACGGCAGCCCGCUGCCUUCAGACAUCAGCGAUCUCAGAGCCACUUUGCAGGCGAGGUUGAAAGCUCUACGAAACUUGGAGGACGAAGCCGGGUCCAAACAGAAGUCAUCUGCAGAGGCUGGCGGGGAUGGCGAGGCUGCGAUCUGCCAAGAGGCCGCCGAGGCUGCCCAUCAGUUGCGUCUCAAGCGGCUCGUUGCCGAAAUGCGCGAGCGCAGCGCCGACUACAAAGACUUUCCACGACAGCACUUUCCAUUCAUAACGAAAGCCAUGCGGCAGCAUUUUGGCUUUCUCUUCCCAAACAGCUCGCUUCUGGUGCCGGCGCUUACCUGCAGCUUUGCCGCUGUCUAUGUGGUUCGGAGGCUCCGACUCCAGGUCCAGCAGCUGGAGCGGUUAAAGGCAGAUGUGCCAGUGGCAGAAGAUCUAGAAGAUCUUCAGCCUUCUGGCAACGAGAGCGGCACCUUUGAAGAGCUGGCAUCGCCUUCACAGCAGCAUCUGCAGCAGCAGCUUAUCAAUGUCUUGUCUCUGCUUUCCCUGCGGGACAGCUUCAUUGCCCUGCCUGCGGUGUCACGCUCGAUGCACCAGAUUUUCCAAGAGGAGGUUUUCGCCGGGAUUCGCACCAACCACCUCUGGCCGACCGAAAGGUUUCCACCGGUUGCGCCGCCGGUCCCUCCGAGUGAAGCUCUGCACUCGCCUCUGGAAGUUCUGUUUUUGUGGUCCGUUCGCGAGCGAUGGGCCGGCUUUUCCAAUGCAGCCGAAGCGCCCCACCGAGCUCUACAGCCAAAAGCAGGGAGGAAGGCUCCUGGCCCCAUCCUGUGGACGCUGGAGCGCUUUGGCUGGAACGAUCGCGGGGCCCGAGCACUGCGCGCGGUGCUCAAGUGGAAGGCAGACCCCGACGAGCUGGAUGCCAACAGGUGGACGCCCUUAAUUUGGGCAGCCCACCUCGGAUGCGUCGUAAUCGGCCGCCUGCUUCUGCGUGCCGGUGCAAAUCCUGAUCAUAUUGGGGCCGAGGGCUCCUCCGCCCUGAGCGUGGCUUGCCGCUCGGCUCACAAGGAGGUCGUGCAGCUGCUGCUGCUCAACCAGGCUUCGCCCUACUUGGUGCCCAUCGGGAAUGGCAAUUUCGAUCACCACGUGGGCGAGGAGAUCUUGGAGAUGGUACGCCAAUAUCGGAAGUUGUCCACAAAGCGUGGCAGCUUCGUGCUCAGCUCCAGCUGA